AUGUCGCCCUUGUCAGUCAAUGUCACAAAAUCUUCCAUUUGCAGUGUUGUUGCUGUGUUCACAGGUAGGGCAAACUGCCCUUACUAUGCCAAAGCUGAGCUCCUGGCUGACUAUCUCCAGGCUAACUUGCCAGACUUCAGGGUUCACAAGAUCACUCAGCACCCUGACAAAUGGGAGCAGUGGCUUCAUGACAUUUGUGAAAUGAAUGGAUGGGAACACAGACAGUCUCCUAUCAUUUGGAGAGAGCUGUUGGACCGUGGAGGGAAGGGUCUGCUUCUGGGAGGAGUUAAUGAUUUUCUGGAAUAUGCUCAGCACUAUUAUGGCAUCACCUCAAUGAUGUUGAGUGAGGAAAUGUUAGACAUUGCUGAGGAGAACCUGCAGGCGCAUAUUGAAGUUGAAAAAGAGGAGGAAGAGAUUAAAAGUCUUAUCAAGCCUUUGCAGAUCUGGAUCACCAGUGCCUCAGCUUCGAUCUGUUAUCAGCUGAUCCCUCUGUUGGCCAAUGGAGAAGUGUUUGGGAUGACCACAGAAAUCAGUAUCCAUUUGCUUGACACUGACCAGUUUAAGGAUGUUCUUUGCGGUAUUGUAAUGGAAGCUGAAGACAUGGCGUUCCCACUCCUCCGCAGUAUUUCAGAGCACACUGAAAUAGAUGAGGCUUUUAUUCAAGCCGAUAUUAUCAUUGUUCUUGAUGAUGUCCUCUUAAACCGUGAAGCCCAAUCCCUUGAGAACUACAUCAGAGAAGUGAGUGAGAUCUGUCAAGUGUAUGCUCCCCUGAUUGAGAAGAAUGCCAAGAGCGGGGUCAGAAUAAUUUCAUCAGGAAAAACCUUUGUAAACCUUAAGGCGAUGAUGAUUAUGACAUAUGGCCAGUCCAUUAAGCCUGAAAAUGUCAUUGCCGUUGCUACAUCCUGGGAAAGUACAGCUAAAGCCAUGCUAGCCAGGAAGCUGAAUAUGAAUGCAGCAGGAGUUAAAGACGUGAUUGUUUGGGGCAAUAUUACUGGCUGUAAUUACAUCGAUUUGUCACAUGCAAAACUUUAUGGAUAUGACUGUGCUAUUUGGGGCCCAGCUAAUUUUCCACGUCCUUCGUUGAAUAUGAUUUAUGAUAGUGAAUGGAUCCAUUCAGAAUUUCUAUCUGCACAGAGUUCACUGAGUUCCCGGGUCUGUCAUAGUGUGGGAAUGUUAUCUGCUCAUGCAGUGGCCACUGUACUGAGAUACUGGUAUCAUGGCUCUCCUCCUGGGGAGAUCGUUUCCGUGGGAAUACUUACUGAAGGUCAAUUUUGCAUUCCUGAAGGGAUUGUCUUCUCUAUGCCAGUGAGGUUCCAGAAUGGAAAUUGGGAAGUCAUGACAGAAUUAGAAAUCAAUGAAAUGACCCAAGAAGUUCUGGGACGCUUAGCCCAUGAGCUGAUUCAGGAAAAGCUCAUUGCACUAAAUGAAAUAGAAGAAAUGCAUCCAUAUGGAGCUGAUAAAAUCACUAGUAAAAAAUGUUUGCAUCAAGGGAUGGAAACCUUGCCCACUGGCUCGCUUUAG
Fulmarus glacialis (Northern fulmar) is the source of this 1521-nucleotide messenger RNA. It is a transcript of the gene MDH1B, whose product is annotated as malate dehydrogenase 1B, NAD (soluble). The record is from RefSeq and is a predicted model, not a curated record. Gene Ontology annotation, molecular function: L-malate dehydrogenase (NAD+) activity. Lineage: Eukaryota; Metazoa; Chordata; Aves; Procellariiformes; Procellariidae. The coding region runs from base 1 to 1521 and encodes 506 amino acids. Gene Ontology annotation, biological process: oxaloacetate metabolic process; tricarboxylic acid cycle; malate metabolic process. The transcript has 10 exons.